AUGCUCACCACAACAGGAAACAUUAUCAUCAUUUUCUUAAUAUGGACAAAUAAUCAUCUUCAAACCCCAAUGUACUUCUCCCUCAGUAAUUUGUCAUUUUUGGACAUUUUGUUCACAACUACCAUAGCCCCAAAGUUACUAGCUUGUCUCUUAGAAGAGAGAAAAACCAUAUCCUUUUCUGGCUGCAUCACUCAAACAUACUUCUAUUUCUUCCUGGGGACAGUAGAGUUCAUUCUUUUGGCUGUCAUGUCCUUUGACCACUAUGUGGCCAUCCGUAACCCCCUGCACUACACCAUCAUCAUGAAUAGUAGAGUCUGCCUCCUGCUGGUUCUGGGCUGCUGGGUGGGAGCCUUCCCAUCAGUGCUAUGUCCAACUAUUGUGGUGUCCAGGCUGCCAUACUGUACUGAAGAAAUUAGUCACUUCUUCUGUGACAUCACCCCUCUGCUACAGGUGGCCUGUAUUGAUACUUGUUUCAUUGAGAGGAUAAACUUCCUCUUAUCUUCCCUUGUGGUUUUAAGUUCUCUGGUGCCCACCACUGUGUCCUACACCUACGUCAUCUCUACCAUCUUGCACAUCCCCUCAACCCAAGGACAGCAGAAGGCCUUUUCCACCUGUGCUUCUCACAUCACUGUUAUCUCCAUUGCCUAUGGGCGCUCUAUCUUCAUGUAUGUGAGACCCAAUCAGAGCUAUUCACUAGAUUUUGAGAAAGUGACUGCUGUUCUCACUACAGUAGUGACCUCUUUUCUGAAUCCCUUCAUUUACAGCUUGAGAAACAAAAGGUAA
Loxodonta africana (African savanna elephant) is the source of this 783-nucleotide messenger RNA. RefSeq names its product olfactory receptor 6M1-like. Bases 1 to 783 code for a protein of 260 amino acids. The record is from RefSeq and is a predicted model, not a curated record. Gene Ontology annotation, cellular component: membrane. The transcript has a single exon. NCBI's taxonomy places the organism in Eukaryota, Metazoa, Chordata, Mammalia, Proboscidea, Elephantidae. Gene Ontology annotation, biological process: G protein-coupled receptor signaling pathway. Gene Ontology annotation, molecular function: olfactory receptor activity; G protein-coupled receptor activity.